CACCCCCACAUCAAUUGUCAUCACGUACAUGGAAGUUGCCUCCGUCCGUGUGGUCACUGCAAAACAUCGCUUCGACUGGGUUGAGCAACUUGGAUUACAUGGCGGAAAUUGGGGAUUAACGAGUGGCCUGGGACUCUUGGACUUGGGGAGACUAAUUUUCUCUGCUAUUUAUGUCCUCGUCAUCACUGGCCUCCUUUCCUACGUGGCGAAAUGUUGUUGGUGUUGGUCACGACCAGAAGAGGAGAGUCAUUCCAAAAUGAACGAGUUGUACAUGACAGCGAUGGCACUCCCGAUGGGUCUCGCCAUUCCUGAAGCCGCUCGAAUGGACCAACUAUCCAAGUUCCCGAAAAUGCCACAAAUUGUCAAGGAUUACAUGGAAGACUUUGCAAAAUCAAAGCAACCGGAAGAGGGAGAAAGUGAUGCUGAUCAUGAAAAUGAAGUCAUCACACAGCAACCAACUUCAUCCUCUCCCGAACGUCCAAGCACUGCCAAAAGUGAGUCAAAAUCACGGAAAUUAGUCCGGCCCAAAUCAGCAAGAGCUAUCGCAAAGUCAAAGUUUCCAUAUUGGACGGUAGGGAAUUUUUUGGAGUGGUUUCCCAUUCGAUAUGGCUUAAAAAUUAAGCAAAGUCUGGCAGAUGAUUUUGAUGAUGAUAAAACUGGGCAAUGCUGCUGCAAUUCUUGCUUUCCUUGUUGUCAUGCUAAAGAUGAGGUGAUUGUCCCCCUUGCUGAAGUUGGUACGGAGAACGAAGCCAUCGAAUUAGUAGAUCAACCAAUCGCUGGACCAAGCUGCAUUGCUGUCGCCCCCGCCGACGCCAGCAAUGCAGCCCCCGACCCGACGGAAGCUUCCCAAAGCGACCCUGAAGUUCUGGAGGAAGAUGAUUUUGAAGAGAUGUGGCGACAGCUUUAAACUUAUGCACGCUUAUUUUUUACUGCCCUCAGAUGAGUUAGUUGGCGACCGCUUUGUACACAUAUUUUGUACUCGUACAGUAUUGAUCUCACUUUGGCACAAUCGCUGAUCUCUACUAAUUUUAGGUGUUCAUUACCUUUAAAAGCCUCCAAAUUAUACACAAUUAAAAUAGAUACUUGGUGUAUGAAUCAUGCAAACCCAAACUUUCUCCCAAUUCACUAAAUCCACCAACAAAGAAAGGAAUUGCACUUAUGCACAAAAUUGCCAGCAAGAUUUUAAAAAUUAAUAUUCAAUUCAGUUCCAAAGCAUCCAAAAUAUUU
Messenger RNA from Folsomia candida, 1227 nucleotides. RefSeq lists its product as uncharacterized. The transcript is spliced from 2 exons. The coding region runs from base 29 to 907 and encodes 292 amino acids. The record is from RefSeq and is a predicted model, not a curated record. NCBI's taxonomy places the organism in Eukaryota, Metazoa, Arthropoda, Collembola, Entomobryomorpha, Isotomidae.